Torulaspora delbrueckii is the source of this 285-nucleotide messenger RNA. It is a transcript of the gene DAD1, whose product is annotated as Dad1p. The coding region runs from base 1 to 285 and encodes 94 amino acids. Lineage: Eukaryota; Fungi; Ascomycota; Saccharomycetes; Saccharomycetales; Saccharomycetaceae. The transcript has a single exon. The record is from RefSeq and is a predicted model, not a curated record. Gene Ontology annotation, cellular component: mitotic spindle pole body; spindle microtubule; mitotic spindle.
AUGGAUGUUGCUGCGGAUGAUCAGCGGGAGAAGACGCAACUGACUUCCAGUGACAAAUAUUUCAUCGAACAGCGAGAUCUCAUCGUGCAGGACAUCAACAAUACGAUGGACUCAAUUUUGAAUAACCUAAACACGCUCAAUAUCUCGUUAGAAAAUUCAAUCGCAGUUGGAAAGGAGUUUGAAAGCGUUUCUGAUCUGUGGAAGACUUUUUACAAUGGCUUAGAGAGCAGUAACGAUGCAUUAAUGAGUUCACAGGAUAACGACCCCGAAGGAUCUCAAAAAUGA